Messenger RNA from Penicillium egyptiacum, 600 nucleotides. The record is from the annotation of a GenBank genome assembly. Lineage: Eukaryota; Fungi; Ascomycota; Eurotiomycetes; Eurotiales; Aspergillaceae.
AUGGAGUUCGGUAUCAUCGACGCUGUUCUCGCUAACGCGGGAAUGAAUAAAGAAGACCUACUUGCAGAAGAUCUUGACGCAAAUGGCAGGCUCCUCCCACCCAAUCUAGGGAGUAUCGAUGUGAAUCUAGUUGGCACAGCCUACACAGUCAAGACUGCUGUGCACUUCUUCCGCAAGUGGCCGGAGACAAAAUGCCAGAUUGUCUUGACAGCAAGCGCAGCCAGCUACCUCGACACCCCUCCCCUGUACCUAUAUUGUGCGGCGAAGACGGGGACUCUGGGACUUAUGCGUGGAUUGAGGUCACAACUUGUCAGACAGAACAUCACCAUAAAUGUCGUGGCACCAUGGAUGACUAUUACGAAUAUGGUCUCUCCCUCGCUGGUUACGUUGUGGGGUAACCUCCCCGCCAACCAGCCCUGGGGAGUUGCUCAUGCACUUCUCCUACCACUGCUGCACCCGGAGGUCAACGGCAAGGCCUUUUUUGUGGCAGGUCAUAGGAUUAUAGAGCUGGAGGACAAGCUGAUUGAAACGCAGCCAUUGUGGAUGGGGGAGCAAUUGAGCAGUGAUAUUGCAGAGGGACAGCGAAGGUUGACAACUUGA